UUUUAUUACUUCACACAGAUUAAUUUUCUGAGGUACGUGAGGCAGCAACCUGACUUCCUCUGAAGUGCCAUUUCCUAUGCCUUGUCUUCUGUAUGUCACGUAAAGGUGAAAAGCCUGGCUAGCAUCCACAGAAAAGUAAACUCUCUUCCUUCUCCCCGCACUGGCUCUUGAGACUCCCUGCUAACCACUACCUCACCGACCACUCUCCGCUUCCAUGACUUUAGAAUGUGUGCGAAGCACUCAGUACCAUGACUGACACCUGCUCGGUGAUCCUGAAACAGGUGUUACCAGGCAGAUGAAUUUUUACCACCUACCAUGAUGAGGAAAAGAGACGUUGCCUUCUGUCUCCUGCUUUUGCCAGCUUUUAUGAGUCAAGGAGUGCAUGGACAAAGAAAGAAAGGACCAAAGCCAAACAUACUUGCAAGAAAAAAUGACUUCCAGGAUGCCAUUUGCUUCAUAGAUGUUGUCUUUAUCUUGGAUAGUUCUGAAAGCUCUAAAAUUGUCCUCUUUGAUAGUCAGAAAAAUUUCGUGAACAGCUUGAGUGAGAAGAUUUUCCAGUUGACUCCUGGUCGUUCAUUAAAAUAUGACAUCAAGCUAGCAGCCCUUCAGUUUAGCAGCUCCGUCCAGAUUGAUCCACCCUUUUCUUCUUGGAAGGAUCUACGGACAUUUAAGCAGAGAGUCAAGUCUUUAAAUUUAAUUGGGCAAGGUACCUUUUCUUAUUAUGCCAUCUCCAAUGCCACAAGGCUCCUUAGAAGAGAAGGGCGUAAAGAUGGUGUGAAAGUGGCUUUGCUGAUGACUGAUGGAAUUGACCAUCCCAAGAGUCCAGAUGUCCAAGGUAUUUCUGAAGAUGCUAGAACUUCAGGAAUAUCAUUUAUCACCGUGGGACUUUCUACUGUGGUCAAUGAAGCCAAACUUCGUUUGAUAUCUGGGGAUUCAUCCAGUGAAACUGUCCUAUUGCUGAGUGAUCCAAUCCUUGUGGACAAAAUUCAGGAACGCCUGGAUGUCUUAUUUGAGAAGAAGUGUGAACACAAGGUCUGUGAAUGUGAGAAGGGAGAUCCAGGCGACCCAGGGCCUCCUGGUACCCAUGGAAACCCCGGUAUCAAGGGUGAGCGAGGACCAAAAGGAAAUCCGGGUGAUGCUCAGAAAGGAGAAACUGGAGAAAGAGGACCUGGGGGAAUUCCCGGGUACAAGGGUGACAAGGGUGAACGAGGAGAAUGUGGCAAACCAGGAAUCAAAGGUGACAAAGGACCCCCAGGGCCAGAUGGACCAAAGGGACCAAGAGGAAUUCAGGGCAUUGGUGGACCUCCAGGGGAUCCAGGCCCAAAGGGCUUUCAAGGAAAUAAGGGUGAGCCAGGUCCUCCUGGUCCUUAUGGUCCCCCAGGAGCCCCUGGUAUUGGACAGCAAGGUGUUAAGGGAGAAAGGGGCCAGGAAGGAAGAACAGGAGCUCCUGGACCUAUUGGAGUUGGUGAACCUGGACAGCCAGGUCCCCGAGGUCCAGAGGGAGCACCAGGAGAAAGGGGUCCACCAGGAGAAGGAUUUCCAGGACCAAAGGGUGAAAAGGGUUCUGAAGGACCAAUUGGCCCACAAGGAUUGCAAGGCCUGUCAAUCAAAGGAGAUAAGGGGGAUUUGGGACCUGUCGGACCCCAGGGACCAGUGGGUAUUCCUGGCGUUGGAAGUCAAGGCGAGCAGGGGAUCCAAGGUCUACCUGGUCCACCUGGUCCACAAGGUCCCCCAGGACAAGGCUUACCGGGUUCUAAGGGAGAAGUAGGCCAGAUGGGACCAACAGGCCCUAGAGGACCAGUGGGAAUUGGAGUCCAGGGUCCAAAGGGGGAUCCAGGUACGGUGGGGCUCCCUGGGCAGCCUGGAGUUCCAGGGGAAGAUGGAGCCUCUGGAAAGAAGGGAGAAGCUGGGCUUCCAGGAACAAGAGGCCCAGAAGGAAUGCCUGGGAGAGGAGAGCCUGGCCCCAAGGGUGAUGAAGGAAAGAAAGGGAGCAAAGGAAAUCAAGGACAGAGGGGGUUGCCAGGACCCGAAGGGCCAAAGGGAGAGCCUGGUGUCAUGGGCCCUUUUGGAAUGCCUGGAGCAUCAAUUCCUGGGCCAUCUGGGCCAAAGGGAGAUCGAGGGGGACCUGGGAUGCCUGGUCCUAAAGGAGAACCUGGACUUUCUGUUCGAGGACCAAAGGGUGCCCAGGGUCCUCGGGGACCAGUGGGAGCUCCAGGACUCAAAGGUGAUGGCUAUCCUGGUGUGGCUGGACCUCGAGGAUUGCCGGGACCCCCUGGACCAAUGGGCUUGCGUGGUGUGGGAGACACUGGAGCAAAGGGAGAGCCAGGGGUCAGAGGCCCUCCAGGUCCCUCUGGGCCUCGAGGCAUUGGAAUCCAAGGACCAAAGGGUGAUAUUGGGCAAAAAGGCUUGCCUGGCCCUCCUGGGCCCCCCGGCUAUGGCUCACAAGGAAUUAAAGGGGAGCAAGGACCUCAAGGUUUUCCAGGGUCAAAGGGCACAAUGGGCCAUGGCCUUCCUGGCCAGAAAGGAGACCAUGGAGAACAGGGUGAUGUGGGAAGGAAAGGUGAAAAGGGAGAAAUCGGAGAGCCCGGAUCUCCAGGAAAACAGGGGUUACAAGGACCAAAAGGAGACCUGGGACUUACAAAAGAAGAAAUUAUCAAACUUAUUAUUGAAAUAUGUGGUUGUGGGCCCAAAUGCAAAGAGACUCCACUGGAGUUGGUGUUUGUAAUUGACAGUUCAGAAAGUGUGGGACCAGAGAACUUUCAAAUCAUCCAAACUUUUGUGAAGACUCUGGCUGACCGGGUAGCCCUGGACCUUGCCACAGCUCGCAUAGGCAUAAUCAACUAUAGUCACAAGGUGGAGAAGGUGGCAAGCCUGAAGCAAUUCUCUAGCAAGGAUGACUUUAAGCUGGUAGUGGACAACAUGCAGUAUCUGGGUGAAGGCACCUAUACAGCCACCGCUCUCCAAGCAGCCAAUGACAUGUUCAAGGAGGCAAGGCCAGGUGUAAAGAAGGUGGCCUUGGUGAUCACUGAUGGACAGACAGAUUCCCGAGAUAAAAAGAAACUAGCAGAUGUGGUGAAGGACGCCAAUGACGCCAACGUGGAAAUGUUUGUGAUUGGCGUGGUGAAGAAAGAUGACCCCAACUUCAACAUUUUUCACAAAGAAAUGAAUCUCAUUGCUACUGACGCAGAACACGUGUAUCAGUUUGAUGACUUCUUUACCCUGCAAGAUACUCUGAAGCAAAAGUUAUCUAAAAAAAUUUGUGAGGAUUUUGACUCCUACCUCAUUCAAAUUUUUGGAUCAUCAUCCUCUCAACCUGAAUUUGGGAUGUCAGAGCGAGAGUUCAGCACAUCCACGCCAAAGCCUGCAAAGGAGAUUUCUGAGCUGUUUAAUGUCUCUAGAGGCCAGAAUGAAGAGAAUGAACCUUCCAUGACAACUGAGGCUGGCAACUUGGCUGUCUCAACUCCAACUGAGGCCACCAGUACACCAUGGCUCAGCAGCCCGGAGGGAAUGGAAACAAGAACUCCAAAUCCCAACUUGAUUUCACAGUCAGAAAAUUCUCUGUACAAAGAUCCAAGAUGCGAGGAAUCCCUGAGACCUGGGAACUGUGGAGACUAUGUCAUUCGAUGGUAUUAUGACAAAAAUGUCAACAGCUGUGCUCGCUUUUGGUUCAGUGGCUGCAACGGCUCAGGAAACAGAUUCCACAGCGAAAGGGAGUGUCGAGAAACGUGCAUCAAAGGAUGAACAAGCACAUUGACUUGCUCCAAUCAGAGGUUUAGAAAGCGCCCUGUGCAAACAGUUUGCCACACCAGAGCACACACCAAGCAGUGAUAGUUCACAAACGACGUAGGGUUCUCACAGCCACCUAGGGAGCUCAUACUGCCUGCACAGGUGAGAGGGCUAAUAAGGCUCUCAGGAUUUCAGUAGCGUGUCAGCUGCCACCACCCAGCUGAAGGGUGGAAGCAUUAGGGAUUUGGACUCAGCUGCGUGACUUUACAACCCAGUCUUUAUCUGCUUCACAAACUGCGGUGUGGUCCUGACUCCUGUUCAUUCUAGUACACAUAUAAGACAGACCAAACCCCACCCGCCUGUGACCCCGCCCUCAGCACCUGUGAGCUCUGGGAGUGGAGAAUGGUUUGCGAGGGGAAGGUCUUUGGAUGAAACGUGUAGGAAUGUCUCUGUGAGUACUGGGAUUGUGGUGGGGGAUGUUGAGUGAUAGCCCCAAGUGAUAGUAGAGAGAAAUACAUCUGAAAUAAAUGCACUAAUUGUAUGACAAAGGGACAGUUCCCCUUUCUCCCUGGUAUCAAAGUUCUCAUUGUAUGAUUAAGCUAUGUAUUGAAAUGAAGCAGGUUUUACACUUUUCCAAUGCAUUAAAAGAAUACAUGCAACGUGCCUGUUGGUUUUAAAACAGGAUGAGGCAAGCAGCAAACAUAUCACAGAAUGACCCAAAGCACUGUUUCUGGGCAAGUCCUGUGAGCCCUUCCCCCACCACUUCCUGUGUCAGAGCUAUCCUGCUUCAAACUUUGUGUUACUAUUGGCUUUUCUAUGAAAUUUUACAUGUGAAGGUACACAUAUCUCUAUGGAUUGCUAACUAAUACACGCUUAGUCUUGCAUAGUUUGAAGCUUUGUAAGAAUGAUGCUGUCUGUAUGUACUCUAGCUUUCUACAACAUAAUAUUUUUAUUUAGCUUUAUAAUCAGUCCAUGUUUUACCAUAUAUAAAUACAUUCCCAAAUAAUUUAUUACUUAGAGGUUAGAGUCUUAGAAGAGUUUUACCAAAAUAUGAACUUCUCUGUGAUUUACUUGGUAGAUGGCAUUGUUAUCCAUAUGCAUGCCUUCAUACGUAUGUCAUAAUUGUGAAAUAUUGGUGAGAAUAUAUAACAAUAUAUUUAAUCAUUGCCCUGGCUAUGGUCGAUUGAGCUGUUUCUACUUUAUUUUUUCACCAUUCCACCAGCAUUUUGAAGGUGUUUUCACAUUUGUGUUUCUGGAUACAUAUAUUCCAGGUUCCCACCCGCUGUGUAUUGAAGCUGUUGUUUGACGCGUAUUAAACAUACUGUCCUUUGAGGCUUACUGUUAUCAAAUAUUUCUUCCUUUCCUUCAACGACUAUGACUUGGUAUCUUGUUUUAACGUGGUGCUCUCAGGGGACGCCUUAGGAAGCCUCAUUACCGUCCGUGCUCUUGCUUCUGGGAGUCAGAACCACAGAAGAGUUUUUAUUAGAUUGCACUGUUUUCCUUAGUGAGUUCUUGGAGUCCUUAUAUAUUUUGAGCUCUAGUUUGCUUGGUAUUUGUGUUGCCAGAAUGGGCAUGUUUAUCAUUAGCCCUCCUUCCUGUCGGCCUCCUUCCCCCUUUUCUUCCUCUCUUUUAUUCUUUUUUUUUGUUUGAUUUCUGCUUUAAUUUGUAAUGCAGUGGCAUUUAUGCAUCUUCAUCUGUACUACUCAUCUUCUUCACCAUCUUUCCUGGAAGAAACUAUCCAGGACCAGAGUCAUUAAGUGCUGCCGUAUCCUCUACCUCCUCCCCCAAAGCCCCC
Messenger RNA from Meriones unguiculatus (Mongolian gerbil), 5521 nucleotides. It is a transcript of the gene Col28a1, whose product is annotated as collagen type XXVIII alpha 1 chain. The coding region runs from base 316 to 3741 and encodes 1141 amino acids. Lineage: Eukaryota; Metazoa; Chordata; Mammalia; Rodentia; Muridae. The record is from RefSeq and is a predicted model, not a curated record. The transcript has 36 exons. Gene Ontology annotation, molecular function: serine-type endopeptidase inhibitor activity.